This is a messenger RNA of Abrus precatorius (Indian licorice), 1311 nucleotides long. Its product is annotated as transcription factor RF2b-like. Gene Ontology annotation, molecular function: DNA-binding transcription factor activity. Gene Ontology annotation, cellular component: nucleus. The coding region runs from base 66 to 1160 and encodes 364 amino acids. NCBI's taxonomy places the organism in Eukaryota, Viridiplantae, Streptophyta, Magnoliopsida, Fabales, Fabaceae. Gene Ontology annotation, biological process: regulation of DNA-templated transcription. The record is from RefSeq and is a predicted model, not a curated record. The transcript is spliced from 4 exons.
AGGAAAGAGAAUGCAUUUGUGUUGUGUUGUUGUGUGACAAAAACCGAUACGAAUUGUCAAGAGAGAUGCAAGAUCCGUCUUCAAACCCUAAUGACAAUCCAAAUCCUCACAAUGCCAAUGCAGCUUCCCAAUUACCACCAACGCCGCCGGCCACUACCGCCGCCGGCGUCUCCUCGUCCUCGUCUUCGAUGUUCGCGCGCUCCGGCUGGUCUCACCACCGGAGAGCCCACUCGGAGGUGAGUUUCCGGCUGCCGGACGACAUGAUGGACUUGUCGCAGUCCGAUCCGUUAGCCGGCGGGUCGUCGACGGCGAGCAUGGAGGAGAUCGGAUCCGAAGACGACCUGUUCUCGACGUACAUUGACGUGGACAAGCUCGGAGGUGCAACCGGUUCGGGUGGCGCCGGAAACGGAGCGGAUCCGAACGGCGAACGCGAGAAGAGCCCGAGGCCGAGACAUAGGCACAGUAGUUCCGUCGAUGAUUCUUCGUCGUUCGGCGAAAUUAUGGAAGCGAAGAAAGCUAUGCCUCCUGAUAAAUUAGCUGAGUUAUGGUCAAUUGAUCCCAAGCGUGCCAAAAGAAUAGUUGCGAAUCGACAAUCUGCUGCUCGAUCGAAAGAGAGAAAGGCUCGGUAUAUACAAGAACUUGAGCGCAAGGUUCAAACUCUUCAGACUGAAGCCACAACUCUUUCUGCUCAAUUGACAUUAUACCAGAGGGACACAACAGGCCUGAGUACUGAAAAUACAGAGCUUAAGCUCCGUCUGCAGGCCAUGGAGCAACAAGCACAGCUUCGUGAUGCUCUUAAUGAAACAUUGAAGAAGGAAGUUGAGAGGCUUAAGGUUGCUACUGGGGAGAUGAUGAGCCCCACUGAAUCUUUUAAUCUAGGAAUGCACCAGAUGCCAUUUACAGGAUCAAAUUUUAUGCCAAUCCCACCACAAUCAGGUCCUUCUGGUCACCAGAACAUCCAGUUGUCACCAUUUGGUCACUCCCCAUCUACAAUGCCAACUCAUCAACUGCAACAAACCAAUUCUUAUCCAUUUUCAGAAAUAUUGCGAAAUGACCAGCUUGGUCGUUUCCAGGGCCUUGACAUUAGUAGCAAAGGAUCAACUCUCGUGAAAUCCGAGGGCCCCUCACUUUCUGCAAGUGAGAGUAGCACUGCAUUUUGAAUUUGACACAAAACACUUGACCUGCUGACUUAUCCAUGGCAUUCAUUGUUCAUAGUGUUGACAUCUAGUCAACUAAUGAAGGUACCUUAUUCAUGAUUCAGAUUGAGGAUUAAUUCUUAAUUAUUUAUUCAUAGAGAUGCUCAUCCAAAAA